UUUCCCCGCAAGGAAAUGCAUCAGAGUUCGCUCACAUUUACUGGUUGACCGUAGAAACCAGUGUAGUGUGACUGCAGUUGAUAACAUCAGCGUUCUUAAGCCGGUUAUCACCAGCCGAACAACUAACCGACCUGAGACCUCCGAACGACGAGCAGCUGACAAAUGUUGUACGUUACGCAAUGAACGUGACAGUGACAGAGUGACUCCUCGCAGAUAAGAGAAGCUAGCUCGGGGUAGCUAGCUCCGUGAGCUAAGUCAAACAUCUUUGGGUGUCUCUGCGUGGGGGAAGCACUGACCUCGACCGAAGUGGACCGUGUUACCCAACGUGUUCGGCGUCGAGCAGCUCGGGGAGUCCCUCUUCUCUGCUUCCUCUUCGACUUCUCGUCCGUAGCGCAACUUUUUUUUUAGAUGGCCCUGGUAACAGCGCUGAGGAGACUGGCUCAUGUUCGGUUACGUGAGUGUUCGCGGCGGACGGCGGCAGUUACAUCAGGUGCGUGGCUCACCGGUCAGAGGAGCUUUACCACCGGAACACGGUCUCUGAGGUCAGACAACAAGGUGACGGUCCACUUCAUCAACAGAGACGGGGAGAAGAUCACAGUGAAGGGCUCGCCUGGAGACUCACUGCUAGAUCUUGUCAUCAAUGAGGACCUCGACUUUGACGGCUUUGGAGCGUGUGAGGGAACCCUGGCGUGCUCCACGUGCCAUCUGAUCUUUGACGAAGACGUCUAUAAGAGCUUGGGGCGAGUCACAGAUGAGGAGAUGGACAUGCUAGACUUGGCGUACGGCCUGACUGACACAUCUCGACUGGGUUGCCAGAUCUGUCUGACCAAGUCUCUGGACGGCAUGGUGGCCAGGGUUCCAGAGAGCGUAGCGGACAUCCGACAGAGCAAGGAUGGAUCCUCUUAACCAGCAGCCCUGCGGACGCAGGCAUUGUGGUCGUUGCCUGGUGAGAACUGAGGGUACGACGUGCAUGUACGUACAGGGGACGGUGGACGGUUGGUGUAACUGUGUCGGCACCGCUCUAUCUGCUCGGCUGCAACAGCAUCUCCUCCUUUUUCCAAGUCACAGAUGAGUAAAACAGGACUUCAGUAGUCAUUUUUUUUCUAGAAAGUCAAACCGCACAAGGACAUUUUUAUGGAGUAAAACAGUAAAUGAUAUAAGACGAAACUAUAUAUGAUAUUGUAUCAUUGUAAACUGUUAAUCUGCCCUGAUUGAAGGUUGGUCCAUUUUUAGAGAUUCCAACCUGUCACUGCUGUCCACCUGUGCCUUCGAUUAUCAAAGACUGUAUUCCAUCCUCUGAAAGUAAAGGAACAGAUUGACAGCUGACUCCUGUGACUGAAACAUAAAACUAACAGUCCUCAGUGUUGGCAUUAGACAAUGUGCUGAUGCCAACAUCCUCCCCAACAUAUUCUGUUUUAUUCUCCACAUUAUGUAUACCCCUACCAUUGUUUGGUUUGGUUUGAUCGAAUCCUCCAUGUAACCCUAUAAUUUCAUCAUGUGAUUGUACAUAUCUAGAGCACACACGUAUAUCUGUGUAUAGAGUGAAAAGAAAUGUAAUAAAAGAAAUAACCUUUCUAA
Molecule: messenger RNA, 1578 nt
Organism: Acanthopagrus latus (yellowfin seabream)
Lineage: Eukaryota; Metazoa; Chordata; Actinopteri; Spariformes; Sparidae
Gene: fdx1
Product: ferredoxin 1
Exons: 4
Coding region: 409-906 (165 amino acids)
Biological process (GO): P450-containing electron transport chain; positive regulation of oxidoreductase activity
Cellular component (GO): mitochondrion
Molecular function (GO): 2 iron, 2 sulfur cluster binding
Source: RefSeq, a predicted model, not a curated record